ACAUUUCGCAAUCCGGUUUCUUAACAAGUUGAUGUGAUUAAUUACUUUUGCCAAAUUGUGUCUUCUUGGUAAGACUUUGGUGUUUUAUAGUGUAGUUUGGCAACUUCAGCAUUGAACCUUUAUAGCGUACAGACAAAACAGAGUAACAUUUGACGUGAAGUGACACUGAGUCACAGAUAAAACCGAGCACUUCCGGGAACAACCCGGCCUGACCUUAUUCAGUUAUUGUUGAUCUACCUCAGUGAUGAGUUACCCGUAUGGAGGGGGUGCACCGGGGGGCUACCCACCCGCUGGUGGCGGAGGGUUUCCACCAACAGGUGGACAACCCGGAUAUCCACCGCAGGGUCAGCCCGGCUACCCACCACAGCCAGGAUAUCCCGGGGCUGGAGGGGCUGGACCCGGAUACCCCGGAGGAGGUCCAGGCUCGGGGGCACAGGUUGCCAUGCCCACGUUUGAGUCUGCUCAAGCAGCUGCUUAUGGUUCAGCUCCUGGAGGGAUGCCUGGUUAUGCACCCCAGCCAGGUGGUCCAGGACAGAUGGGUUUUGGAGGGAGUGCUCCGGGAAUGCCUCAAGGGCCUGGUAUGCCUGGAGGGCCCCCUGGUGGUGGAAUGCCACCGGUAGCAAUGCCGAAUGCCCCUGGAGCUGGACAGCCAACCUACCAACAACAGAUGCCUCAAUCUGGCUAUGGCAGUGCCCCUGGUUACCCUUCACAACCUCCUCAGGGAGGGGGAUACGGUUCAGCACCAGGUGGUGCUUACGGCCAGCCUCCGAGUGGAGUCCCUGGUCAGCCAGCCGCAGGAGGGUACGGUCAACCUCCUCAACAAGGCGGUUACAGCCAGCCUCCCCAGCAGGGAGGUUACGGGCAGCCACAGAUGAACCCUGGGUACGGAGCUCCAGGUGGGUAUCAGCCCCAGGGGUCAGCACCACCAGCCGGAGGUUACGGGACCGGAUACACACCUCAAGCAGGAGGAUCUGCUAGUACAGGAUACAAGAUACAGGAACAAGGGACAGUGCAGCCAGCAAGAAAUUUCAAUGCUGAGACUGAUGCCCAGAUCCUAAGGAAGGCGAUGAAGGGAUUCGGAACUGAUGAAAAGGCUAUUGUAGAUAUCUUGGGUUACCGUAGUAACGAGCAGAGAAUGCAGAUCAAACUGAUGUACAAGACGUGCUUUGGCAGGGACUUAGUCAAGGACCUGAAGAGUGAGUUGUCGCGUAACUUCGAGCAGGCCGUUAUCGCCCUGAUGAUGAAACCCGAGGAGUAUGACGCGUAUGAGUUAAAGCGAGCCAUGAAAGGUCUGGGAACGGACGAAGGAGCUAUCAUGGAAAUUCUGUGCACCAGGAACAACAAACAGAUUCAGAGCAUUGUGGCAGCAUACAAAAUGAUGUACGGCCGCACCCUGGAACAAGAUGUCAUCAGUGAUACUUCGGGUCACUUCAGAAAACUGUUGGUUUCCAUGACAACUGGUGGCCGUAUGGAGAACCAGCCUGUGGACAUGACGAAGGCACAAACCGAUGCUCAGAGGUUAUACCAAGCGGGUGAGAAGAGAUGGGGCACGGACGAGAACACGUUCAAUUCGAUUAUCGCGUCGCAGAGUUACGAGCAGCUGCGCGCGGUCUUCGACGCCUACAGCCGUCUGUCGAACCACGACAUCGAGAAGGCCAUCAGCAGCGAGUUCUCGGGAAACGUCGAGGUUGGCUUGAAGACAAUCAUACAAUGUGUACGCAACCGAACAGCCUACUUCGCAGACAGACUUUACCAUUCUAUGAAAGGUGCAGGAACGGAUGACAGGACUCUGAUUCGCGUGGUUGUCACGCGUUGUGAGGUCGACAUGGUGCAGAUUAAACAGGAAUUCCAGAAACGAUACGGCAAAACACUUGAGGCGUUCGUCAGGGAUGAUAUCUCCGGAGAUUAUCGACGUAUCAUCAUGGCUCUGAUCGGUGGAGUGCCCUAAUCUACACAGACUGAGUAGCUGAUGAGCAUGCACAGAACAGCAACUUUUAGAAUUUAAUUAGCUAAUAGAUUAAGCAGGUCUAAUUAUACAAAUUACACGCUCAACUGUAAAUAGUGGCAGCAAGAUGUUGCUGUUGAUUGUCAAACUCUCCCAGGUUUAGGUUACAGUGGUGGCCUUUUGGCUUUCUUUGGUCAGAUUUUUAGGUUUUUGGACUGCAUUUUUAUGUUCCAACUGGGCCAUCAAAAUGUUUCUUCAUUUUUAUUUUGAUAUUCAAAGUACUCAUUUUUGCUUUUGAACAUUUAGUCAUUUAAUAAUCCUUUACACAAUUAAUUAUUUCAUAUUGUAAUGAAUAUUAUGACGAUGAUGAUGACGAUAAUGAUGAUGCUGAUGACGCCGACGAUGAUGAUGAUGAUGAUGAUGAUAACGACGUUGACUAUGCCAAAUGGAUAUAGUGCUACAUUGUGAGGCCUCUUCAUUGAGCCAAGCUACUUGAUAGAUGUGGGUUCUUCCCAUAAAACUGAUGGCAAAUAAAGGGUAUGGCAAAGCAUACAGUAUUCACUCUGGCUUUAAACAGUUGUUUUUCAAGUCACCAAAUGUGAUUUAUUUUGGCAAAUGUAUUUUAUAAAAUUUAUUUUGCAGCAUCACAAAUUUAAAAAUCAAAUAAAUCCAAUUCUACAAAUAUGAGUUGUUAUAUUUUUUUGGUUAAUUCAAUCCUGAAUUGAGCUGUAGAUGUUUUAAUUUGCUAAAUUUGGGUUCUCGUUCCACCCGUUCUGUUUGUGGGAAAGAUGACAUAAGAAACGAGAUGUUAAUAACAAAAAGAAGACAGAUAGAAUUAGUGGCAGUUUGUUUGUGUACUCAUUCUUAAACAUAUCACUUGUUGAUCUUCAGUACCAAAUACACACAGAGUAACAGUGAGUUGAGAUCUUAUCAGCUAACUCCUAUUUUAGUGUCUAUCUAGCCUGCAUUAUCAGGUGCAUAGCGUGGUUGGGACCUGGUGCGGGCGGUGCGGGCGGUGGGGGGGGGGGGGGGGGGGGGGCAUGUGUUCAGAUAUGAUCUUAGCGGACCCUUUUGUUCACAUUCUCCCUGAACACCUAAUAUAGGAAUAGCCUAAUAUUGCACUGUCACAAACUGUUUUAACCUCUGUGUAUGUAAGGGUUUGGACGACCCUCACCCACCCAGCCUAUGCCCCUGAUUAUGUGUUCCAGUGGCCAAUAUUUUGUUCUGCAAUUUAAAUAUGAAUAAUGUUUGAGUGAUUCUACGUUGACAUAGUUGUAGUCGUACCAUAUCAUGUGCUAGUACUUUCCUUUCUUUGUUGUUUUUGGAUAGCUGUUAGAUUUCACCACAUUAGCUUCAAUUUAGAAUGUUUUAUAGACACUUAGGUGAAUACUCAAUAUAUCUUUGUUGUUUGUAAUGUUUAGAUAGGAGUGAAUACUUUAACAAUUUCGUAUAUUUUAUAUUCAGUGUUUUGUUUUGCUUAUAAGCGUAAUACAAAAAUGUAAAUAAUAAACUAAAGAUGGAACAUACUUAGUAAAAAUGACGAGAAGAAAAGAACAUUAAAUUUCUGUGUAGAAUACUUGUACCAAUAGAUUAACAGCAAUGCCGGGGAUAAAACUGGUUUUGUCUGGGUCGACCCAAAACUGUAUGUGGUUGUCAUUGUUGAAAAAAAAAUCAUGUGUGAAGGAACAUUUAGUCAUGUGUCAAAUAAUAUGCUAAAUUAGCAUGAUCGCUUAUCGAUGGGUAAAAUUAUGGAUUGGGGGUGGCUGAGAUGGGAGCUAGCUAGCUUCGACACAGAUUAGAAUUUAGCCAUAUAAUACGACAGUAAUUCAAGUUUGUUUAAAAGUAAUGUUUAUGUAUCACAUACACUAUUUCAGGCAUUAGAUGCGAUGCACUAUUUUGUUUGAUGUUGCGCUUUCACAUACAUUUCUUUUACAGCUUACUUUUGAUAGAUUUCCUUGUUUGAUAUAAAGCCAAUUGUUGUAUUUAUGGCUUCAUUCUGAUCACAGUUGCAGUUGUCCUUUGUAUAAAAAUAUAUUGAUAUACAAAUAUAUAUUAUAUAUAUUUAUUGCAUAACAUUUUUGGGUUCUUUUUUACAAUUAAGUGUUAAAUUAAAUAUUAUCUUAUUAAAAGACUUACCUUGAAUGUUUCCAAAUAUCUACUAUUUUGUAUUAUUUUUUAAAAGUAUAUUUUUACUGUAUAUUUCAUAUUAUUAGUUACUCGAAGCUGAAGAACACUGGCAAUGUAUGAAAGCUUUGUGUUGUCUUUUCAGUGAAAUAAACAAGUAAUACUGUGGUUAUUAAGCAUUCGUUUGUACUUGGAAUAACAGACAUUUUACAUUAAACAGAAAACAUUACAGCUUACAAUUUUGAUGUUAUACUUUAAAAAAACCUAACCUUAUGUGUGAUUGUCAUGUUUUUGUCCUGCACUCUUAGACAGUGGUUCACAUUUACAUACGGUAAUUAUGUCAUGGGUGUUCGGGUUGUUGUUCGAGUUUCAAGGUGUUUGAUUAGUAUCAGUUGUUUGAACAGUUAUGUGUGUUACAUCAUAUUGGUGGUGUUCAUAUAGUGUAGCACACAUUAUUCCAGCAGUUUUAAGCACUUUCCAGGGUGAAAAUGUUUUUUGAGCACUUUCCAGGAAUUUCCAGGAUGCGUGCGAACCCUGGAGAACCAGUGUACUUGCUAAUGUUAAGCAUUCAUUUUCCGAGUUUCUGUAAGUAAUUUCUCUGCUGUAAAUUAUAUGAAAGUGCCUUAAGUAUACACAACAUUUGAUACCAGGAUAAAGGAUAACCUGAAAGGGACAAUCAUUCUGACUGACCGAUCCUUGAGAAGAACCAACAUUACACAUUAAGUACCUUUUCUUGUUCACAAUACCAGUGUAUAUAUAUACAUCGUGUAUACCAGUGUAUAUACAUACAUCAUGUAUACCAGUGUAUAUACAUACACCGUGUUUCAAAUCCUCAUGUUUGUACUACGUCAAACUUCGUUUUGCUUCCAAAUAUAUAUUUCUUAUAUGUUUGGAAACAAAAUCCAGAAACGUGUUUUAUAUAUAGACACUAAUAUUCUAAAAACAAACCCCAAGACAUGUAAUUUGUCUUUUAAAAAAACCGUUAUCACAAACCCUUAUCACAAACAAGUUACUAGAAUAGCUUUCUCAGUAAUCUUAACAUUUGUAUCUGUAUGUAUAAUUAAGUUAUAUUAAAUAGCUUGGCAUCUUCUAUGAUAAACAAUUUAAAAGGAUUCAGAUCAUUGUUCAUUAUUUUGGCUGAGAAAUUUUGAACAGAUUUUUCCUGUAAGUAAAUUUUUGGUCAAUUUAUUCCAGACAAAUUAUAUAAUUAAUAGUUCAAUUUUUUAAAAGGAUAUACCAUUAUUUUUUAUUUUUUUUGAAACUGAGACAUGGCAUUUUUUCUAAAAUGCAUUAAAUAUGAACAGGCAUAAACACAGUUUGUGUAUGAUUGUUUUUGUUCAUACCACGAUGAACGUAAAAGAAAUAACCGACAGUCCUUAAAUAGACUAAAUAGUAAAACUUUUGUUUUAAUUUCUUUUUGUAACACUGGCAUAUUAUUGCUUACAUUAUAGAAUAAGCAAUGUUAACUUGUAACACUGGCAUAUUAUUGCUUACAUUAUAGAAUAAGCAAUGUUAACUUGUUUUUCUUAGGUUUCACUGUAUUCAUAACAACUCUGUGUACUAUAAAUAUAUAUAAUCAUUGUUGAAAUAG
Gigantopelta aegis is the source of this 5660-nucleotide messenger RNA. Its product is annotated as annexin-B12-like. Gene Ontology annotation, molecular function: calcium-dependent phospholipid binding; calcium ion binding. Lineage: Eukaryota; Metazoa; Mollusca; Gastropoda; Neomphalida; Peltospiridae. Gene Ontology annotation, cellular component: cytoplasm. The transcript has 15 exons. Bases 245 to 1948 code for a protein of 567 amino acids. The record is from RefSeq and is a predicted model, not a curated record.